This is a messenger RNA of Homalodisca vitripennis (glassy-winged sharpshooter), 1327 nucleotides long. RefSeq names its product SPARC-like. Gene Ontology annotation, biological process: anatomical structure development. Gene Ontology annotation, molecular function: extracellular matrix binding; collagen binding; calcium ion binding. NCBI's taxonomy places the organism in Eukaryota, Metazoa, Arthropoda, Insecta, Hemiptera, Cicadellidae. The record is from RefSeq and is a predicted model, not a curated record. The transcript has 8 exons. Bases 142 to 1095 code for a protein of 317 amino acids.
GGGAGAAAAGACGGGAAGUGAGAGUGGGGGAGGCCAAACAAUCGCUAGGCUCUGUUCUCCUCACACAGACUCCUUCACUCUAGGCUACCAGCUCCAGUCUCUCUCCAGGCGCGGGGCUGUCAGCUGAGGUUAGCUGACAAGAUGAGGGCUUCUUGUCUUGCAGUAUGUCUUCUAGUCUUAGUUUUAGUUGUUGGUGAUUCGUUUGGGGAGCACAAAUUCCGUAAACAUAAGAAAUACCGACCUCGCCACCACAAGGUGGCAAACCCUCAACCGGUUGUGGAGUACCCAGACCGUCCUCACCCUCACCCUCAUCUGGAGGAGAUGGUGGAGCCUGCUCCGCUCAAUGAGUGGCAAGAGAUAAACCAUGAAGCUGUUUACAACCCUGAACCAGAGUCUGACAUCAAGAACAAUUAUGUGCCUAUUGUUGACCCAUGUCUCCACAAACACUGUGGUGCUGGAAGGGUUUGUGUGCUGAAUGAUGACGGAGAAGCUGAAUGUCCUUGCAUCCCUUCUUGUCCCUUGGAGAGCGACCCUCGCAGGAAGGUGUGCACAAACCACAACGAGACCUGGGGUUCAGACUGCGAGGUCUACCAGAUGCAGUGCUAUUGUGACGAGGAAAAUGAGAAGUGUACCAAGGAGGAGUAUGACCACAUCCAAAUAGACUACUACGGCCAAUGCCGAGAUAUGCCAGUUUGCCAGGAGGAGGAGAUGACAGACUUCCCACGAAGGAUGCGUGAUUGGCUGUUCAACAUCAUGCGAGAUCUGGCUGACCGACAGGAAUUGUCCCCUCACUACCUGAAGCUGGAAAGGGAGGCGGAGACCAAUCUGACCCGACGAUGGAGCAAUGCUGCCGUGUGGAAGUGGUGUGACUUAGACGGCCAUCCUCAUGACAGGAGUGUGUCAAGACAUGAGCUGUUCCCUAUCAGAGCACCUUUGAUGUCUCUGGAGCACUGUAUUGCUCCAUUCCUCGACUCCUGCGAUGUGGAUGAUGAUCACCGCAUCACUCUCACUGAGUGGGCCAAGUGCCUUGGGUUAGAAGAGGAUGAUUUAGAGGACCGUUGCGAGGAGGUUAGAGGAGAGGAAGAAGAGGAAUAAAUCUUGCUAUGUAAUAAAUAAACAAUUGACAAGACAGUACUAUUGUACCAUCAUCACUGACAAUAAUGUUAUUAAUAAGUGUUUAAGUAUGUUUGGUGACUAUUUGUAUAGUCAUACUUGUUAGUUUACUAGUAUACAAAGUGCUGUAACACUGCCAACUAUUAGUAUUAAGACUAUUGUAAUAAUUGUAAUGUACGUUAAUCAUUUUAAUAAAGUUCUGCUUUAUUCAUAA